AUGAUGUACCCGGACCAGCCUACGCCACCCUUCAACUCACCCUACCAACACCACGCAUCACGGACAGGCUCUCUACUUGAAUCACCUUACCCUUCACCAGGACAACAGGACCCGCGAUCAAAGUACCCGCAGGGGCUUGGCUUAUAUGAGGGCCCGCAUGCAUAUGCAAACGGUCUGCCACCAUCACCCCAACCCUCAGAAGACUGGUGCAACCAGUUCCAUCACACUGCCACACAAGAAGUCAUUGCCGACCCUUAUGUCUCGGGAGCUUUCGAACAUCCAGUCUCUCGAUCUCCUCAACCUUGGAACCCACCUCAGACGUCUCCGCGCUCCUCUUUAUCCUAUACUCGCGAAAUGUCGGCCUUCUCGCAUGAUGGCUCAGAGCAUACAUACUCGAGGGCCAAGAUCGAACCCUCCGGGUGGGGUCCAGAUGCCUGCUACGGCACUGAAGCACCUGUGGAAAUGACUGGAAUUCCAUCUUCAGGCCAAUCGCCACUCACAGUUGCUCCAGACCGGCUCAGUGCAAACAUGUACUCAUACGAGAGCGCAUACACAUCACCCGCCAUGCCCCGAUACGAACAGCUGCCAGUGUUUGAUUAUUCCAACCGCCCAUACGAGAGACAGCCCUCGGAAGAAAGCAUUGGUAGCCAGCGCUCGCGACGCACACGCUCUAGCUAUAGUGCUGCUCGUGGACGAACUCGUAAUCGCAGAUACACGGACCCUGCCCAUGCGCCAUUCCACUGCGAGAUUUGCCCUGAGAAGGGCUUUGCCAGGCGUUACAAUUACAACCAGCAUAUGCUCACGCACGAUCAAGACCGCAAGAAGGAAAAUUUGUGCCCACACCCUGGAUGUGACAAGCGAUUUGUACGCAAGACAGAUCUGGCGCGGCAUGACAUCAGUGUGCAUCAGAAGGUCAAACCAUAUCAUUGCACAAGGUGCUCUUCAGCGUUCCCUCGCAAAGACACACUGCGCAGGUAA
Messenger RNA from Pyrenophora tritici-repentis Pt-1C-BFP, 978 nucleotides. Its product is annotated as DUF1421 domain containing protein. Gene Ontology annotation, cellular component: nucleus. Gene Ontology annotation, biological process: regulation of transcription by RNA polymerase II. Gene Ontology annotation, molecular function: DNA-binding transcription factor activity, RNA polymerase II-specific; RNA polymerase II cis-regulatory region sequence-specific DNA binding. Lineage: Eukaryota; Fungi; Ascomycota; Dothideomycetes; Pleosporales; Pleosporaceae. The record is from RefSeq and is a predicted model, not a curated record.